GAUACUGACUGCAUAUCUUGGAUGGUGUGAGUGUUGGGUUCCUCCACGGUUAACAGUUUUUCAAUUUUGUGAUUGUGGAUUUGGAUUAAAAUCGCUCCUGCAAAAUGGUUAAUACGAAAGGAUAUCGCCGCGGAACGCGGUAUAUGUUUUCGCGAGGAUUCCGCAACCAUGGUCCCGAAAAGCUGUCUACGUAUAUGAAGGUGUUCAAAAUCGGAGAAUUCGUGGACGUCAAAGGCAACGGUGCUAUCCAGAAGGGCAUGCCUUUCAAAUUUUAUCACGGGAAAACGGGACGUGUGUUCAACGUCACAAAGCGCGCUGUUGGAGUGAUCGUUAAUAAACGCGUCAGAACCCGUAUAAUUCCCAAAAAGAUCAAUGUCCGAAUCGAGCACGUCCACCACUCCAAAUGCCGACAGGAUUUUGUCGCUCGCGUCAAGGACAACGAUCAGAGAAGGAAGGAAGCCCGAGCCAGCAACAAGAUCGUGGAGUUGAAGCGACGACCAGUGGAACCCCGAAAACGACACGUGGUCAAGACCACCAAGAAUGAACCGGAAUUCUUAUCGCCUCUUCCAUAUGAAUUUGUUGCAUAAAAUUUCAUUGGAACACUUCGAUUGAUCUUUGAAGUUGAUGCUAUCGCGGUCAUUUUCAAUAAAUCUUAUUCUGAAAUAUAAAA
Molecule: messenger RNA, 670 nt
Organism: Paramacrobiotus metropolitanus
Lineage: Eukaryota; Metazoa; Tardigrada; Eutardigrada; Parachela; Macrobiotidae
Product: 60S ribosomal protein L21-like
Exons: 3
Coding region: 105-587 (160 amino acids)
Biological process (GO): translation
Cellular component (GO): ribosome; cytosolic large ribosomal subunit
Molecular function (GO): structural constituent of ribosome
Source: RefSeq, a predicted model, not a curated record